Messenger RNA from Argiope bruennichi, 417 nucleotides. RefSeq lists its product as uncharacterized. The record is from RefSeq and is a predicted model, not a curated record. NCBI's taxonomy places the organism in Eukaryota, Metazoa, Arthropoda, Arachnida, Araneae, Araneidae. The coding region runs from base 1 to 417 and encodes 138 amino acids. The transcript has a single exon.
AUGUAUGGUGUGAUUCGCAAUGCUUCAAAAUAUGUUCUAGGAGAAGCAUCUGUCAGAUUUCUUGGACAUAUUGUGUCAGCAGAGGGCAUUUCUCCAAUACCAAUGAAAGCUGCAGCUAUUUUGAACUUUCCAAAACCAGAAACCAUAAAAGAACUUCGUAGGUUUCUAGCAAUAUGCAAUUUUUAUAGGAGAUUUAUACUUCAAACUGCCAGGAUACAGGCAGCAUUGAAUGACUGUUUUAAGAGGGUCAAGAAAAAUGACAGAACAGCCAUCAGCUGGUCAGAAGAGGCUCUGUGUUUGAGAAGUGAAAAAAGGUUCUGGCAGAGGCCACAAUCCUGGGCCACCCAGCAACAGAUACGGUUGGUGCUGCUUCAUCAGCACCUACGGACACUGCGGUUGGUGCUACAGUGCAUAUGA